UGUAAGGUGGAGGAGGACGGGGUUUUCAGUGACCAGCACCUGGAUAACCUGGAGAGGAGCUGCAGCCCGGACCAGGAGGAACCAGGGCAUCCACAGACUACAGAACUGGAGGAAGACUCCAGCGGUCAGGAGAUGAAGCACGAGGACGUAGAGGUGGAAGUCUCAUUGGUCAAUGUCGCUGAUGUGAAAGUUGAAAAUGGUGAACCAGGACCAAACUGUGUCCAGCUGCUGUUGCACACUUCUCCUGAAGCUCAAAACAAAGAUGAGGAAGGAACUGAAAGUUUACGCUCAGACUCCAGUAAAACUGCAGAUCCGGAACCAAUGAGACGACACGGUGACCACCAAGAUGCUGCUGUCCCGUCAGACAGCAACUGUAAAUCAAAGAUGACCAGGACCCACACGGGGAAGAAGGCGUUUUCUUGCAGCACUUGCAGGAAAGAGUUCAGUAGAAAGAGUAUUUUAAUAGAACAUAUGAAGAUCCACACUGGCGAAAGGCCGUACCUGUGCAAUACCUGCGGAAAAUCGUUUAGACAAUCAUCAACGCUCAAGAACCAUAAAAUGAUCCACACGGGCGAGAAGCCGUACCUGUGCAACACCUGCGGAAAAUCGUUUAGAAACUCAGCAACGCUCAAGGAACAUAAAAUGAUCCACACGGGCAAGAAGGCCUACAUCUGCAAAAUAUGUGGAAAAAGUUACAGGCAACGUACCAGCCUGGUGGUUCACUCGAGGACCCACACCGGCGAAAAGCCGUACCUGUGCAACAUCUGCAGAAAAACCUUUACUAAUUUAUCGUAUCUUAAACGGCACAUAACCAAGCACACGGGCGAGAAGCCCUACAUCUGCAAAACAUGUGGAAAAAGUUACACAGAACGUUCCAACCUGGUGAUUCACUCGAGGAACCACACCGGCGAAAGGCCGUACCUGUGCAACACCUGCGGAAAAACCUUUACUAAAUCAUCAGUUCUUAAACGGCACAUAACCACGCACACGGGCGAGAAGCCGUAUUUGUGCAAGACGUGCAACAAAGGUUUUAGCCGCAGAAUUUAUUUGCUGAGUCACAUGAAAAAUCACCCGGAGGAGAAGUCUGGUGACUCGUGACAAAUGAAGCUCAUGUUGUCGUCCUCCGGGGGCAGCUGUCCACUCCUGUCUGACCCACAGAAGAAGAACCUGCAGAAGUCCAACCACCACCUCCUGUGGCUGAUGAGCCUAAUCCCC
Molecule: messenger RNA, 1215 nt
Organism: Cololabis saira (Pacific saury)
Lineage: Eukaryota; Metazoa; Chordata; Actinopteri; Beloniformes; Belonidae
Product: zinc finger protein 239-like
Exons: 1
Coding region: 133-1098 (321 amino acids)
Biological process (GO): regulation of transcription by RNA polymerase II
Cellular component (GO): PcG protein complex; transcription regulator complex
Molecular function (GO): DNA-binding transcription factor activity, RNA polymerase II-specific; RNA polymerase II cis-regulatory region sequence-specific DNA binding
Source: RefSeq, a predicted model, not a curated record